Siniperca chuatsi (mandarin fish) is the source of this 5270-nucleotide messenger RNA. RefSeq names its product polypyrimidine tract binding protein 1b (gene ptbp1b). The record is from RefSeq and is a predicted model, not a curated record. Lineage: Eukaryota; Metazoa; Chordata; Actinopteri; Centrarchiformes; Sinipercidae. Gene Ontology annotation, biological process: regulation of cell differentiation; regulation of RNA splicing; mRNA processing. Gene Ontology annotation, molecular function: mRNA binding. The coding region runs from base 158 to 1780 and encodes 540 amino acids. The transcript has 15 exons. Gene Ontology annotation, cellular component: nucleus.
UUCCUAAAAAUAACUGAUCAUGCAAAGAAACAGAGGCAGUGUCCCGUUGGUACACAUUCAGCUAAUUAAUGCACAAACAAUUACUAAUGUUUGUUACAAACUGCCACGCCGCCGAAGGAAUGAAGAGAGUUGAUCUGCACGCACGUUAACGUUUAAAAUGGAGCCGAUCUGCAGUGUCCACCAAGAUAUAACAGUUGGUACUAAGAGAGGAUCUGACGAGCUUUUCUCCAGCGUCCCCAACGGCCCGUAUAUCAUGAGCACCACAGCCAAUGGCAACGACAGCAAGAAGUUCAAAGGUGACAUAAGAGGUCCCGGGGCGCCGUCCAGGGUCAUCCACAUCCGCAAGCUUCCCAUCGACAUCACGGAGGCCGAAGUGAUCAGCCUCGGUCUGCCCUUCGGAGACGUCACCAACCUGCUGAUGCUCAAAGCCAAGAACCAGGCCUUCUUAGAGAUGAACUCGGAGGAAGCAGCUCAGAACAUGGUGGGUUAUUACUCCACGGUGAUGCCCAUCAUCCGGCAGCAUCCGGUCUACGUCCAGUUCUCCAACCACAAGGAGCUCAAGACUGACAACUCCCCCAACCAGGAGAGGGCCCAAGCGGCUCUUCGGGCCCUCAGUACGUCUCAUGUGGACGCGGCUGUGCCGGCUCCGAGCUCGGUGCUGAGGGUGGUGGUGGAGAACCUGGUCUACCCCGUCUCCCUGGACGCCCUCUGCCAGAUCUUCUCAAAGUUCGGCACGGUGCUGAGGAUCAUCGUCUUCACCAAGAACAGCCAGUUCCAGGCUCUGCUGCAGUAUCCGGACGGAGCGUCCGCCCAGGCGGCUAAACUGUCUCUGGACGGACAGAACAUCUACAACGGCUGCUGCACGCUGAGGAUCAGCUUCUCCAAACUCACCAGCCUCAACGUCAAAUACAACAACGAGAAGAGCCGCGACUUCACCAGACCGGACCUGCCCUCCGGAGACAGCCAGCCCACCAUGGAGCACCCGGCCAUGGCUACGGCCUUCACUCCAGGUAUCAUCUCAGCUUCUCCGUACGCCGGAGCGACUCACGGCUUCCCGCCAGCCUUCGCCCUCCAGCCUGCAAUGUCCUUCCCCUAUCCAGGCCUGACGGUCCCCACUCUGCCCGGAGGCCUGGCCUCGCUGUCCCUCCCCGGGGCCACCAGGCUGGGAUUCCCCCCCCUCCCUGCUGGAGUCUGUGUCCUGCUGAUCAGCAACCUGAACCCUGAGAGAGUUACGCCCCACUGCCUCUUUAUUCUCUUCGGCGUUUAUGGCGACGUGAUGAGAGUGAAGAUUCUGUUCAACAAGAAGGAGAACGCUCUGAUUCAGAUGUCCGACAGCACGCAGGCUCAGCUAGCCAUGAGCCACCUGAGUGGCCAGCAGCUGCAUGGCAAGUCUCUGCGCAUCACGCUGUCCAAACACACCAGUGUCCAGCUGCCCCGUGAAGGCCACGAGGACCAGGGCCUGACCAAAGACUACAGCAACUCCCCCCUGCACCGCUUCAAGAAGCCUGGCUCCAAAAACUACUCCAACAUCUUCCCACCUUCUGCCACCUUACACCUCUCCAACAUCCCGCCGUCUGUGGUUGAGGACGACCUGAAGAUGCUGUUUUCCAGCUCAGGAGCCAUGGUCAAGGCCUUCAAGUUCUUCCAGAAGGACCACAAGAUGGCUCUGAUCCAGAUGGGCUCAGUGGAGGAGGCCAUCGAGUCCCUCAUCGAGUUCCACAACCACGACCUGGGAGAGAACCACCACCUACGGGUCUCCUUCUCCAAGUCCUCCAUCUGAGCCUCAGACUUCACCAUCUGAAUCCUCCACGCUCCUCCGAGAGCGGACUUGAUGGUGUCCACUACACUCCGAUCAUUCCAGCACAUGUCUGCAGAAACCACCGUGAAGUCUGGUGUGAUGUUAAAUUAUUUUUAAAAACUCACUGUUAGGUUAUUUGCCUUCAAAGAGGAUUAGGGUCAUUUUAAGAAAUAUUAGAGUUCUGAGAUUAUUCUCGGUUCUGGAGAAAGUCAGAAUUAUACAAUAAUCUCCGGAAAAUUCUGUAUUCUGAGUUUUUCAGGAUUUUUGGAUUAAAUCGGAUACUCAGAUUACAGUCUUUCUGUUUGAAGUUGUUACCUUUUUAGCCUCUCUUGCCUUUUGACUUUAAUCCCAGAAUUAAGGAAUUAAACUCAGCCUUCUAAAUUUACUUCUCGGGAACUCUGACUAAAGUUCUUUAAAUUCUGAUUGAAUUAACUCUGAAUUCUUUCAUUAAUCUCAGAUUCAGUUUUCCAUUUUUUUUUUUUUUUGCUGUGGUCCUAAUCCUCUCCUUUUUGAAGUUUCCCCUUUUGAAGUAACACUUCUAUAUUUAAAAUGUCCAAUCUGACAACGUUUGGGAAGUCAUGGAUUUACCCUGAAGCUGUCAGAUUUUAGUCAGGGCCUCGUUAAGAAAGGCCUGGUUUGGCCUUCAGAUGACCCCUGUGCCUUAUUCCUGGAGUCAGAAUGACCCUGACUUUGACAUGUUUUAAAAAAAAGAAAAUCUCCCAUCAUGCCUCUGUAAAUUGGCAAAGAGCAGGUUUACAGUUGAUAAAGGUUUACUGUUGAUGAGAUGUAUUGCAGAUAUAUCCAUAUUUUAUGUGUAUUUUAUUGGUGUUGUUUUCCAGUCCUUUAUGUUAGUGUUUUGUACUGCUGGUUACUGUAGCGUCAAACAUGUGAACUGAUUCUGUUUUAGCGGGUUUGCUGGGUCUUUAGUCGUAGAUGCAGUUCUCUAUUUCUUUCUGUUACUUUUUGAUUUCUUUAUUUCCAUGUAUGCAAUCACGUUUUAUUCAAAUCAAAUAUGGUAGCAAUAUUUUAAUCAUUCCUGAACUUGUUUUUGGUGUCUUGGCGGUUCUUCUCGCCGCUCUGCUGCCUCUUACGAUCCGCAGACGAUUGUUGUUUUGUUUAGUUUUUUUUUUUCGUGUUCUGUUGGACUUGUGAAUCACGACGUUAGCUUGUCUCGUCUGUCGCGUUGCCUCUCUGAACGGUUUUAUUUAUAACUUUGUGAUCCACUACAGCUGAAACCAAAAACGGCCUUCUAGAUGCAAACAAAUCCGCCUCCCUCAGGUUUCUGGUUUUAAGGACUAAAAACAAAACAAAAAGAUGGUGAAGUGGUUUAGGCUUUGUUUGUGUUUUCCUGUGGGAAUGUUUUUAUUCAUUUCUCGACUGCUUCACUGGAUUCAGCCCACCGGUGCGACUUCAGUCUCUAUUGCAAAAUUCAGAUGUAAUGUGGAGUGCCUUCAACGCAGCGCUGAGUCGUACAUCAGGUAUUAAUUGCUCUAUAUUCGGAGAAGAAGGUUUGACGGAGAAGAAGCCCCGCAGCCGUCAGAAAUGUACUGAAACCAGAAGUUGCUGGUUUGGUUUAUCUGUGUGUCUUAAUAUUAUUACGUCGACUUUCCAGCCACUCGGACGUCCACCUGGACUUCAUCGUGACGAAGUUCCUUCGCCGUCUGAACUGAACGUUUCCUCUAACGAGCUGCUGAGGAUUUUACAGUCAUGGUGCAUUCAAGACACCUGGGAGGUUUCGGUAGAUGAGGUUUUAAAACUAACUGUCCCGGUUCAGGCUCUUCCUCCGUCAUUUCCAGACCGAACUGAACAGAAGUCCUGUCUCAUUCCAGAGGCUCAGAAAAGGGCGGCCGCCUUCUGCCUGAACUUCGACGCAACUCGCGUCCGCAGCCCAUCGCACAUCAGGAAACUCUUGGCGGUCUCCUCUGAUCGCAGCGCUGCGACGUUGGUCUGAAAGUUAAACGCUGUCAGAGAAACACGGUGUAAUCUCUGGUUGGCUGAUGUCCACCGGUGGUCGAUUUACGGUCUUGGAGACCAAAGACGGCCUUUUGUCAGAAAUUCAGGACCAAAUUCUCACAAUCUGACUGCUGCUAAGAUUCAUGUCUACAAACCAGCCAAUCAGAACACAGCAGGAAAUGCAUGCAGGAUGGACACAGUUCAGUAGACAAACACACAGAUACCGAGCAGGUAGAUCGACUCUCAAGCACCAUUUUUUUUUAAUAUAGUAAAUAAAAAGAUCUCUGUGGCCGAAGUGCUGCAGAUGUGAGCUGUCUGACAGAUUUUAACAUCACGUCGUCGUGUCGCCGGGCCAGAACUUUGUAAUCUGAGGUCAGCGUUUAAAAACAUUCUUUCUUUAUAUUUCUUUAAUAUCGGCAUCUGGUCACUGUGGUUUUCUAUCAGAAAAAGCAAAUGUUAACAGCAGGUCUGUGACAAAGGAUGCAAACUGGUCUCCUGCAUGUCCGUAGUUCCUGCGGGGGGGUGAAGCGUCGAACCGUGGCGUUUGAGAGGGAUUGAACUCCGACUGAACCGGGGAAGCUGCUGCCAGUUUGCAUCGUCACCAUGACGCCUUUUCAGCUCUCUACACAAAGGACGCGCUACGUCCUGCAUUAGCACUGAACGACACCGGACUGUUAGCUGCAGUUACCGCCGACAGUCCUCCAAACGGACGUCAUCCAGUCUGGCACAGACCGAGACCAGGAUUUUAUUAGACCGCCUUACACAGUGACAUCACGUGAACCCGUAACAGUCGGCGUCUGGCCUCUCCGCGUGCGCGUGCAACGUGUGAUUUACAUACUACGCUCUGAUUGGACAGUUGUCGUACGACACACCAGGAAGUGUGUUUGUUUCCAGAGUACAGCUGUCUGCAGUUCGCCUUGUUGAAACUGUUUUUAAUCAAACAUUACAAAAACAAAAUUCAAUUCAAAAGGGCUUUAUUGGCACGGGAUACAAAUAACAAGCGGCCCUCGUCACGCCGUAAACCGACGACGAAGCUCCUGCUGGACGUAAAUAGGAGUUAAUUAGUUUAAUUAACCUUUCAGGAGUUCCUCUUGUGUCGGCCGACAGAUAAAUACAACCACAGCAGACAGACUUAAAGUCCAGUGUUUGGACAUCACUACGUGGCGGCCGAGACGCUCAGUCACACACAUCAGGACACAUUUACCUUUGGACAGGUUUUCCCAGGUGACUUGAAUGCAUCGCAGACCUUCAGUGUCGGGUGAGGCGGGUGAGGCGGGUGAGGCGGGAGCGGGACCAGUCAGUCAGAUACAGGUGGAGGGUGGGUGGGGGAGGGCGGGGGGUUGAUGACGCGUGUACAUAUGUGUUUUAUACCACAGUUACGUGUCCGAGAGCUGAUUGUUGGUUUUAUAUCUGAUGAAACGUGUAUAUUUUGAUUAAAGUGUGCGACCGGUUCUGAGCCUUUACACUGUUUGUGUCACAUAGAAAAAAAACCCAGAUUAAAUCACUUUUUAUCUAAAAA